This is a messenger RNA of Gopherus evgoodei (Goodes thornscrub tortoise), 2086 nucleotides long. RefSeq names its product scavenger receptor cysteine-rich type 1 protein M130-like. Gene Ontology annotation, cellular component: membrane. The record is from RefSeq and is a predicted model, not a curated record. Lineage: Eukaryota; Metazoa; Chordata; Testudines; Testudinidae.
GCUUAGGUGCAGCCAGUGCAGUGAGAGGAUGGGACAGCAAGUCAGGUUGGCAAUGAAGGGACAGCUCUCCACUCCAGUGCUGUGGCUUCUUCUCCUCACAAUUCAGGGCAUAGCAGGUUCUGAUGAGCUAAGGCUGGCAGAUGGAGGCAGCCCCUGUGCCGGGAGAGUGGAGGUUAAAAACCAGGAUCAAUGGGGGACGGUGUGUGAUUACAACUGGGACAUGGAAGAUGCUGAGGUGGUUUGUAAGCAGCUGGGGUGUGGAUCUGCUGUCAGUGCCCCAGAUCGGGCUCAUUUUGGAGAAGGAUCUGGACCAACUUGGCUGUAUCUAGUUGAUUGUGGUGGUGACGAGUCAGCUCUCUGGGACUGCAGUCAUAUAGGAUGGGGUAUAAGACAGUGCCGUCAUUCUCUUGAUACUGGAGUGAUCUGCUCAGGACACAUUAAGCCCCGUCUUGUUAGAGGAGAUGGUGACUGCUCAGGACGUGUUGAGAUAAAACGUGGAAAUACGUGGACCACAGUCUGUGAUGCACAUUUUGAUCUCAAAGUUGCCAAUGUUAUCUGUAAUGAACUACAGUGUGGAAUGGCUGUAUCUAUCCCAGGAAGAGAUCACUUUGGAGAAGGACAAGGCAAGAUCUUGACUCAAGAAUUCCAGUGUUUCCGGCUGGUGAACGGCAGCUCAGAAUGCUCAGGGAGAGUGGAGAUCCAGGUUCUUGGUGCCUGGGGAACCCUCUGUGACUCACGCUGGGAUUUACCAGAUGCCAACGUUCUCUGUCAUCAGCUCAACUGUCGCUCUGAAGCACUCAGACUGCUGAAUGGAGAGAGCCAGUGUGACGGGAGAGUUGAGAUUUUCCUCCAUGGUGUGUGGGGCAGAGUGCUGGAUGACCAGUGGAACAUGAACGAUGCCAGUGUGGUGUGUAGGCAGCUCCAGUGCGGAGUCGCUGAGAAAGCUUAUAACCCCCCUAAGUCUGAGCAAGGAAUGGGCCCUGUGGGGCUGAGAAGGGUCCAGUGUGCAGGAAAUGAGACUCGUCUGACUCUCUGUGACAACUCCACGUCUGAGACAUUCCAGGCAGGAAUUGCUGUGGAUGCUGGUGUUAUUUGCUCAGGGAGCAGGCGGAUCAGAUUGGUGAAUGGGACAGGUCGCUGUGCUGGGAGAGUGGAGAUUUAUUACAAUGGCAGCUGGGGGACAGUCUGUGAUGAUUUCUACCUACCAGACUCCAAUGUCGUCUGCAAACAACUGGGAUGUGGACAUGCCAUCAGUGCAACUGUCUCUGCUCAUCAUGGGGAAGGAUCCGGGCAGAUCUGGCUGGAUGAUGUGAAGUGCUCUGGGAAUGAAUCCGAACUCUGGGCAUGUCCUUCCAGGGCUUGGGGCCAGCACAACUGUAGGCACAAAGAAGAUGCAGGAGUUCUUUGCUCAGAAUUCACAGAUCUGAGGCUGGUAAGCGACAGUGACUGUGCUGGGCGGCUGGAGGUUUUCUGCAACGGGACGUGGGGCAGUGUUUGCUCCAGUCAGAUGUCUGGAGACACCCCAACAAUUGUCUGCAAACAGCUGAACUGUGGGGACAGAGGGCAGAUUGAAAGAGACUUUGAAUAUGGAGCAGGUUCUGGUCCCACGUGGCUGGACCACGUUGCAUGCGGUGAGCAGCACGGCUUCCUCUGGCAGUCUUCAGAGCCCUGGGAUCCAAAGUCAUGUGAUAACAGAGCAGAAGAGACCCAUAUUUCUUGCGCUGGAAAAAAAUCAAAACCAACUCAGACCCCAUUUACCGAAUGCCCGAACUCUCCAAGCUGCACAGACCAGGAGAAGUUACAUGUCGUGGGAGGAGAGGACAGAUGCUCGGGCAGAGUGGAGGUUUGGUACCGUGGCUCCUGGGGAACAGUUUGUGAUGACUCCUGGGACAUGGCAGAUGCUAACGUUGUGUGUAAAUUACUGGGCUGUGGAUCUGCUGUAUCUGCCCCGGCUGAGGCUGCAUUUGGCGAGGGGACUGGUCCCAUCUGGUGGAGAAAUUGAAUUGCCGAGGGACAGAGUCAUCUCUCUGGGACUGUCCUGCCAAGCCCUGGGGUGAGAGCAACUGUGGUCACAAGGAAGAUGUUG